AUGACAACCACAGAAUUCACAAACCUUAUCCUUAACACAUCUGAAGAGUACAACUAUGGUUUCACCUCUACCCUGGAUGACUACAAGGACUUCAAUAACUUAUAUUGUGAGAAAAACAUUGUCCGGCAGUUUGCAAGCAAUUUUCUGCCACCCUUGUACUGGCUCGUGUUCCUCGUGGGGGCUUUUGGGAACAGUCUGGUCAUUCUUGUCUACUACUACUGCAAAAGGGUGAAGACCAUGACCGACAUGUUUCUUUUGAAUUUAACAAUUGCUGACCUUCUCUUUCUUGUCACUCUUCCUUUCUGGGCCAUUGCUGCUGCUGACCAUUGGAAGUUCUCAAGCUUCAUUUGCAAAGUGGUCAGCGCCACGUACAAGAUGAACUUCUACAGCUGCAUGCUGCUGAUCGUGUGCAUCAGUGUGGACAGGUACAUCGCCAUUGCCCAGGCCAUGAAAGCCCAGAACUGGAGGCAGAAAAGGUUUCUGUACAGCAAAAUGGUUUGUGUCAGCAUCUGGGUGAUAGCUGCUGUGCUCUGCAUCCCAGAAAUCCUGUAUAGCCAAGUCAUAUGGAAGUCUGAUGCCAGCUUCUGUACCAUGAUUUACCCAAGUAAUGAGAGCACCAAACUGAAGUCAACUGUCCUUACCCUGAAGGUCAUUGUGGGCUUUUUCUUUCCCUUUGUGGUCAUGGUUUGCUGCUACACCAUCGUCAUUCACACCCUGCUACAAGCCAAGAAGUCAUCCAAGCACAAGGCCCUCAGGGUGAUCAUCACUGUCCUUACUGCCUUUGUCUUAUCUCAAUUCCCCUAUAACUGUAUCCUGUUGGUGUACACCAUCGAUAGCUACAGCAUGUUCAUUUCCAACUGUGCCAUUUCCACCAACAUCGACAUCUGCUUUCAGGUCACUCAGACCAUUGCCUUUUUCCACAGUUGCCUGAACCCUGUGCUCUAUGUUUUUGUGGGUGAGAGAUUUCGACAGGAUCUUGUGAAAACCUUGAGGUACUUGGGUUGUGUUAGUCAGGCUCAGUGGCAUUCAUUCACAAGGAGACGGGGAAGCUUGAAGCUGUCAUCUGUGUUGCUCGAGACAACCUCAGGGCCUCUCUCCCUCUGA
Molecule: messenger RNA, 1104 nt
Organism: Chrysochloris asiatica (Cape golden mole)
Lineage: Eukaryota; Metazoa; Chordata; Mammalia; Afrosoricida; Chrysochloridae
Gene: CCR9
Product: chemokine (C-C motif) receptor 9
Exons: 2
Coding region: 1-1104 (367 amino acids)
Biological process (GO): G protein-coupled receptor signaling pathway; immune response; chemotaxis
Cellular component (GO): membrane
Molecular function (GO): C-C chemokine receptor activity
Source: RefSeq, a predicted model, not a curated record